Molecule: messenger RNA, 902 nt
Organism: Panicum virgatum (switchgrass)
Lineage: Eukaryota; Viridiplantae; Streptophyta; Magnoliopsida; Poales; Poaceae
Product: calcium-binding protein CML38-like
Exons: 1
Coding region: 292-588 (98 amino acids)
Molecular function (GO): enzyme regulator activity; calcium ion binding
Source: RefSeq, a predicted model, not a curated record
CCUAAAAAAAACCAAGCUGCCCAAUUAAUGUUCAACACGUACGGUCAGCCAAACGCGCGCGUCCGUGGAAAACGUGCGGUAACCGAGCCGUAAAAACCCUGGCGCGUCGAUCGUGCAAGGCCUCCUGACCCGGGUAUAUAUAGGAACCUGCAACGCUUCUUGCUGUCCUCACCACUUCACUCAGUCGCCUUCUUCCUCGCUCGCCAAACCCAGCCUAGCGAAUUGAGCAGCGUUGGUAGCUAGGCAAGCGAGACCGGCGGCCGGCGGGAGGAGAGAUCGAUCAUCGGAUCCAUGGCGUUCAUGCGGUACCGCGCGCUGCCGCAGCAGGGGGAGCCGACGGUGGAGGAGUUCCGGGCGUGGCUGGCGCAGUUCGACGCCGACCGCGACGGCCGGAUCAGCCGGGAGGAGCUGCAGCAGGCGCUGCGGAGCCUCAACGUGUGGUUCGCGUGGUGGAAGGCGCGGGACGGGGUGCGCGCCGCCGACGGCGACGGCGACGGCGGCGUGGCCGGGGACGACGAGGUCGCCCGCCUCUUCGCCUUCGCGCAGAGGCACCUCCACGUCAAGAUCAACCAGCUCGGGUACUACUGAGCGCUGACGACCUCAGGCGACGGCGACGGCGAUCGUCGGCGGCGUGAGUGUACUUGUAUGGAUGGAUGUGCAUGCUGUUACUUCUGCUUCGUUUCCUUUUUUUUUUCUUUUGGACCCUGGUGGAUGCCUUGUUCAAUUGUUAUAAAUGGUGUACGCUUUUUUUUCUCUUUUUGCGUUUUGGCAAUGUUUUGUGUGGUAACUGUGUUGACACGAUUGUACACUCGUACUCAUAUGUUUUCCAGCAUCGGAACUUUGUUGAGGAAUGGUUACAAUGCAAACAUGCAUGGAUGCCAUGCCAUGCCAUGCCGUGUUCA